CUAAGCCUUCCCUCCGCGAACCGGCUCCCCUCCCCACAGCAACACGGCUUCCCUUCCUCAGCUCAGCGACAGGGGCUUGCCCUCAGCCGCCGCCGCCGCCGGCCAAGCCCCGCCGCGCUCGCGGCCCGCGGCCGCCAUGCAGUUUAUGUUGCUUUUUAGUCGUCAGGGAAAGCUUCGACUGCAGAAAUGGUAUGUCCCAUUAUCAGACAAAGAGAAGAAAAAGAUCACAAGAGAACUUGUUCAAACCGUUUUAGCACGGAAACCUAAAAUGUGCAGCUUUCUUGAAUGGCGAGAUCUGAAAAUUGUUUACAAAAGAUAUGCCAGUCUGUAUUUUUGCUGUGCUAUUGAGGAUCAGGACAAUGAACUAAUUACCCUGGAAAUAAUUCAUCGUUAUGUGGAAUUACUUGACAAGUAUUUUGGCAGUGUGUGUGAACUUGAUAUCAUCUUUAAUUUUGAGAAGGCUUAUUUUAUUUUGGAUGAGUUUCUUUUGGGAGGGGAAGUUCAGGAAACAUCCAAGAAAAAUGUCCUUAAAGCAAUUGAGCAGGCUGAUCUACUGCAGGAGCCACGUCAUGAAUAUUUUAAUGUCCCUGUGUACUAAAUGACUACUCAUCGUGUGUGCAGAAUUUCACAGAGGAAAUAGAGAGCUGAUAUGCUUAUGAAAGAAAAUAUCCUCAGCUUGGUGACUGAUUACUUUAUAUAGUAAUAAUAGAACAUUUCAGAACCAGUACUUUUACAAUUGUAACAUUUUUCCUGUUUCUAUCCUCUUUUCUAUUUUAUUUUCAUUCUAUAUGUGAUCUUGAUACAACUUUUUCCUGCUUACAACUGGUUUAAUUUUUCUUGAAAAAAUAUGACCUAUGACUUUUGAGUAAUGUUUCAUCUAAAACACAUACAUGUCAUCAUUUAUGAACUAUCUGUGAUUAAUCUUGUAAGAGGAAAACCUAACAGUCAUUAAAAUAUUUACCAAAGAAAAUAUAGCUGAAAUGCUAGGUCAAAAUAAGCAGUGCCAUAGUGUAUAGCAUGGUUUGGUCUUCACAUGUUGAGGGGGCAGUACUAUGUUUAGGGUGAUUAUAUUACAGUCUGUAUGAGCUGUUGUUUUCUAAUGUAUCACAUAAAAGUGUAUUUGGAAAUAAUACAAGAAAGUAAAAUCUGUACUAUUAUACACUAUUUAAUGUAAAACAUUCACAAUUUUUAAGGAAUUUGUAAUACCACAUGUAUUGAAUCACACUUGUGCUAUAUACAACGGUAUCAAACAGUCUCUUUAAGAACUAUCAGAAAGCUAUGUCAGGAAAGUCUAUUCAAUAGUGAGUAACCCUUUCAGAGUAUUAAUAUGGAGUUUAUUUUCUAUAGUUCAAAUUCUAAUAUUGUUUAAAUACCAAUAUUUUAUUAGUUAUGGUUUUAUAAUUGCCUUCAUUUAGAUACUUAAUGAUUUGUUAAAUAUGGUUUUAUAUUUCUGAAUAUUAAAACUUUUAAUAUUGAUCAUUUUUGUGUAUACUUUUAAUAAAACAUGCAACAUAUUUUAUUAUAAAGGGGAAAGGAUGAAAUAAUUCAUUGUUUAUAUCUAGAGAGCUUAAAGCCUGAGUUAAGUAAGCUACCAUUAAACAGUAAAUUCAACAGAUGCUCACACUGGUUUACCACUAAAAGAAGACAUGUGAAAAUGUGUAUUAGGCAGGUAUGCAGAUCAGUUAUUUCCAUUCUUACCAUUCUCACUGUACUGCAUUACAUUUGAAGCACCUGGAUGGGCUAUCAAAUGAGAAAUUUAGCAUUAUACGUUGAAAGCAUUGGGAAACAUUGGUCUUCAUUUCCAUUUUUUCCCUCUACCCCUCCCCCAGCCCUUCAACUUGUCAUUCAUCUGGUUUUAAUGGUGCAUAAAUAUACAUUGUCUCAUGCCUGUUUGCUUUGGAUGCUAUGUGCCAAGCUGUAACAAAAUGUUGCUUCUUUUGUUAUCUGUAUACAGCUGCUUGCUUUAAAUUAGUAGAUUCUGAAAUAGCUUUCCUUGCAUGUCUAAAAUAAAAGUAUUGCAUGUACUGUCUCAUGUGAAUGACUUUUUUAUCCUUUUGAUAAAAAAUAGAUUUCAUAGUUUAGUUUUUACAGGUAAUUUUAAAAAGUUGUGGUUAAAAAAUAACAAAAUUUAUUAGCUUAAGCAUUUUUAAGUGUACAAUUCAGUGAUGUUAAGUAUAUUCACAUUGGUGUGCAACAGAUCUCCAGAAGUUUUUCAUCUUGCAAAACAAAGUCUGUACCCAUUAUAAACAACUACUCCUUACUUCCCCUCCCCUCAGCCUUUGGUAACCACCUUUUACUUUAUGUUUCUAUAAAUUUGACUACUUUAUAUAAUAGUUUUUCUAGGUAAUUUUGAGCUACAGUUUGAGUGUGAAUAUGGGAAAAUUAAUUUUAUAUUAUAAAUACAAUUGGUAAAAAAAUUCAAAUGUACUAUUUGUGCAAGUCUCAAAGGAAUAAAAUGUGUAAGUGAUACUUUCAAUCUAAGCCUUUUAGAAAGGACAGAUUUUUGAAAUAAUGCAUAUUUGAUAAGCAACACGGUUCUCUUCAAGAAAUACUAUAUAAGAUUGCAGACAGUCAGUGCACAUAGGGAAAAUCUGACCAGCUCCAGGGAAUAGGAUGGGGGGACAUUUUUGCAUGGAUAAGCUAAGAAUAUUAACUCAAUAGAAUUCAAUGUAGGCAUCCUUUUAAUAGGUACAUUAAAGGUUGUAUGACAUUUUAAAAAUUAUUUAACAUUAAAUGGAAAUGGUUAUUUUUAAAUUGUCUCCUUUAAUAUGUGUGAUUCAGAUGUCAGUCUUGCAGUAUAUUUAAUGUUUAAGGCUCAACAUAAAUGAAAGAGAUUGGCUUAUAUCACUCUUGGGAGUGUUGCAUCAUUUCCAUGAAACUUUCUUUACAAGCUAUAUUAUGAAAACUCUGAGACAUGCAAAUAGAAUAAUAUAAGGAACCCUCAGUCACUCAGUUUCAACAACCAUCAACUCAAUACUGCAGUUGUUUCAUAAAUCACCACCCCACCCUACUCCACCUUUUUUGCCUGAGUAUUUUAGAGCAAGCCCUAGACAUCCUAUCAUUUCAUCUUUGAUACUUCAGUCUGUAUCCCUAAGAGAUAAGUGCCACAACCCCCCCCUGCAAAAUGACAGUAAUUCCUAAUAUCUUAUUCUUGGUUUGUUUUUUUCUAAUUGUCUGAAUAAUGCAUUUUUAUAAUCGGUUUGUUAGAACCAGAUUCCAAACAAGGCUCACACUGUAUCUGGUCUCUAAGUUUCUCUUAAUCUUUAACAACGCCUCUGCUUUUUCCCUCCCUUACCUUUUUUUUUUU
Camelus dromedarius (Arabian camel) is the source of this 3307-nucleotide messenger RNA. It is a transcript of the gene AP1S2, whose product is annotated as adaptor related protein complex 1 subunit sigma 2. Gene Ontology annotation, cellular component: AP-1 adaptor complex; membrane coat; intracellular membrane-bounded organelle. The record is from RefSeq and is a predicted model, not a curated record. Lineage: Eukaryota; Metazoa; Chordata; Mammalia; Artiodactyla; Camelidae. Gene Ontology annotation, molecular function: clathrin-cargo adaptor activity. The transcript has 5 exons. Gene Ontology annotation, biological process: intracellular protein transport; vesicle-mediated transport. Bases 137 to 598 code for a protein of 153 amino acids.